This is a messenger RNA of Drosophila kikkawai, 843 nucleotides long. RefSeq lists its product as uncharacterized. Lineage: Eukaryota; Metazoa; Arthropoda; Insecta; Diptera; Drosophilidae. The record is from RefSeq and is a predicted model, not a curated record.
AGUCGUCUUUAUCUUUGCUCAAAUUAGCACAAGACCAAUAUACCUCGAUCUCGAUAAGCAUCGAGUAUUGAAACCAUAUUUCUGUGGCAUCGUUCACUGUGCUGUGGUGCAUGAAUGACGCCAACGGAUCGGGGCAUUUACCAGGCCAGCCACUGGGAAACUACCCCAUUGAGGCGAUCUGGCGACAAGCCCGCAAUCUGAGCACCUGCUUGGGGAAAACACGUUGUCGGGAACUGCCAUAAAUUACGGGUGCCAUCACGGCGAGAGCUCAGUCUCGUUUUACCGUCAGACGCGCAAAGAUUGCUUAUAAUAAUAAAGAACAAAAAAUAAAAAGUAUCAGUAUGGAGAUCUCCAUUGGAUUUGGAUCCCUGAACAGUGCUCUCAGAGCUCUUAUUUUCGGCAGUCUACUGCUCCUGAUGACCGCCAUUUACCGCGAUGACGACGACUCCGGCUCCCACUAUAUUCAUCCCCGGCACGCCAUGCAGCAUGGCUAACUGCUCCUCCUACUCCACCAGCUACACUCUCCUGAGAGUUAGUUCUAAGUCUAGUCCGUUGCAGCCAAGUGGCUCGGCAAUGAGUGCGCUGCGUCGCCAAAAAACCUGUUUGCACGCGGUGCCGGUUCGACGACAUAUCGAGCACUAACUGCAAAAAUAACGUAAGCCGCAUUCUCUUCACGCCAAGAGGAUUAAUUAGGAAGCGCCCCCCCCCAAUGGAUCGCCUUCAGAAAUCGUGUAUCUGAAAUGGCAUCUAAAUUAGUGAAGUGCAUAUAUCAAAUAUUAAGCCAAAAUGUGUUUUAUUGUAAUAAAGUGCAACAAAUAAAAUUAUGUUUGCUAUAACAAUUAA